AUGACCAAAGUUUUACUUACAGGCGGUUCCGGCUUCAUCGCCGCACACAUCCUCGAACAGCUCCUCGCGCGCGGGCACUCGGUCGUGACGACCGUCCGCUCCGAGGACAAGGCCCAGAGGAUCCGCGACGCCCACAAGAACCUCGACGCCUCGCGCCUUGAGAUCGCCAUCGUCCCGGACAUUGCGCGCGAGGACGCCUUUGACGAGGUCGUCAAGACGCCCGGCCUCGAGGCGGUGCUCCACACGGCCAGCCCCUUCCACUUCAAGUGGACCGACGCCCAAAAGGAGCUCAUCGACCCGGCCGUUAUCGGCACGACGGCCAUCCUCAAGGCGCUCAAGAGGGACGCGCCGGGCGUCAAGAGGGUCGUCGUCACGUCGAGCUUCGCGUCCGUCGUUGACGAGGCCAAGGUGGAGGACCCCAACACGGUCUUCACCGAGGAAUUCUGGAACCCGGUCACUGUUGAGGAUAUCGGACGGAACCCGGCGACGGCGUACCGUGCUUCGAAGAAGCUCGCCGAAAAGGCCUCUUGGGAUUUCGUCAAAAACGAGAAGCCCGGGUUCGAUCUCGUAACGCUGACGCCGCCGCUCGUCUUUGGCCCCGUGGUGCACCAUUUCGCGGACCUCAACAGCAUCAACACGUCCAACGAGCGGGUCGUGGACCUUGUCAAGGGCAAGUGGAAGGACGCCGUGGCACCGACGGGCGCGGCGUAUCUCUGGAUCGACGUCCGAGACCUGGCGCUCGCGCACAUUUUGGCACUAGAGAAGCCCGAGGCCGGUGGCAAGAGGCUGUUCACGACGGCCGGGUGGUUCAGCAACGCCGAGAUUGCGGCGGUGGUGAGGAAGAACUUCCCCGACCUCGGAGACAGGUUGCCCGCGGAGGGUACCAAGGGUGGAGAGCUGCCGCCCAAGGAUAAGGUGUAUGGAUACGACAACAGCGCGACGGAAAAGAUUCUGGGUAUCAAGUGGAAGAGCUUGGAAGAGAGCAUCACCGAUUUAGUUAAGGAUAUCAAGGCGUUCGGGGUCUAG
Colletotrichum orchidophilum is the source of this 1026-nucleotide messenger RNA. RefSeq names its product NAD dependent epimerase/dehydratase. The transcript is spliced from 2 exons. The record is from RefSeq and is a predicted model, not a curated record. The coding region runs from base 1 to 1026 and encodes 341 amino acids. NCBI's taxonomy places the organism in Eukaryota, Fungi, Ascomycota, Sordariomycetes, Glomerellales, Glomerellaceae. Gene Ontology annotation, molecular function: oxidoreductase activity, acting on the CH-OH group of donors, NAD or NADP as acceptor.